Molecule: messenger RNA, 531 nt
Organism: Triticum turgidum subsp. durum (durum wheat)
Lineage: Eukaryota; Viridiplantae; Streptophyta; Magnoliopsida; Poales; Poaceae
Source: the annotation of a GenBank genome assembly
AUGCGUCGUUGCAUUUCGCCCGCUACGACGACAACGACAACUACAGCGGCCGUGACCUCGUCAUCCCGAGCUUCUUCUUGCAGGGAUGUUGAUUCUGCAGACAUGCUCGAGCCGCACAAUGCACCGACCAGUAAGGCCCGUCUGCUAUCUCUGAUGGAGACCGGCCUCUCCUCCACUGUUGGGAUGUCACGUCUCAGACGGUGGUUGACGAAGGAGGACAACGACGCGGUGUACCUCAAGGUGCCAAUGUCGGGGAUGACGAAGGAGCAAGUGAAGGUGAGGGCGGAGAAGAACAUCCUGGUGAUCAAGGGCGAGGGCGAGAAGCAGCCCUGGGACAGCGAAGACGACUCCGCGGUGCCGAGGUACAACCGCCGCAUGGAGAUGCCUGCUGACGUGUACAAGAUGCACAAGAUCAAGGCUGAGAUGAAGAAUGGCAUCCUCUGGGUGACCCUGCUCAAGGUGAAGGAGGAGGGGCCCAAGAACAUCUUCCACGUCAAUCUCAAGUUGAGAGGCGAGUCAAGUAGUCCUUAG